Messenger RNA from Labeo rohita (rohu), 1069 nucleotides. RefSeq lists its product as uncharacterized. The transcript is spliced from 4 exons. Lineage: Eukaryota; Metazoa; Chordata; Actinopteri; Cypriniformes; Cyprinidae. Bases 5 to 829 code for a protein of 274 amino acids. The record is from RefSeq and is a predicted model, not a curated record.
AAAAAUGGUCUAUGCGUUUGUCUUGUUCUGUUUGUCUUUGUUCGGUUUUGUUGGUGCGUUUGGUGUGGAGACAGAUGAAAUGAAGUCAGUGUCAGUGAUCGAGGGAGAUACUUUCACUCUACAGACUGAUACUGAAAUGAAAAAAGAUGAUCUGAUUCUGUGGAGAUUCGGAGCUGAAGACUCUCCCAUGGCUGAAGUCAACAGAUCAGCCCAGAGCAUCUCAGUAUCUGAAAGUAUGAAAGGAUUUAAAGACAGAUUGCAUUUGGACCCCCGGACUGGAUCUCUCACUGUCAGGAACAUCAGAACUGACCACUCUGGAAUUUAUGAAGUCCAGAUAAUUGGAAAUAAGAUAUUAAGGAAAACGUUCAAUGUCACUGUUUAUGCUCGUCUGCCUGGUCCUGUCAUCAGCAGAGACUGUUCUUCACCAUCUUCAUCAUCUUAUUGUUCAUUGGUGUGUUCAGUGGUGAAUGUAAGUGAUGUUACUCUCUCCUGGUACAAAGGAAACAGUUUAUUGUCCAGCAUCAGUGUGUCUGAUCUCAGCAGCAGCGUGUCUUUACAUCUGAAUGUGGAAUAUCAGGAUAAAAACAUCUACAGCUGUGUGACCAACAAUCCCAUCAGCAACCAGACUCAACAUCUGGACAUUGAUGAUCUCUGUCAGAUACAUUCAGACUCAGAAUGUGUCUGUUGUUGUGACUCUACUAAAGCUGUGAUCCAAUUGGUCAUCUCUGCUCUGGUGGGUGUGGCUACUGUUGUUGUUUUGGGGUUUGAAAUCACAUCCAGAAAAGCUGAACAGAAAAGACAAACUCAGACAUCAACUUCAGUUCACUGAUUCACUAUUAAAACAAUCAACUCUCUCUCUUUUGUACCCAUUUUGCUUUCACUUUAUGAACAUUUUUUCUUUUUUUAAAUUUUUAUAUAUAUAUAUAUAUAUGCACUGUUUAUAAUUUAGGUAUAGUCAAUGUUUGUGCUGAAAAUAGCUUUUUCUAAUACACUUCAUCUCAUGCGAGUGUACAUCAAAAUAAACAUUGGCAACAGUAUUCUUUUCUUCAAAUGCACCAGAUAUACCAGA